UCUCCUUACUCAAGAGGACCUGCUCUCUGGCCUUUUGUUCCUUAUUUGACACAAAAAGCACUUACCGAGAGAAGGGGAGAGAUAGAGAGAUAAAAUGCCAGCAAAUAAAGUUAAGCUUAGUUUAAGACUUUGAUGUGCUGUUACAAUGAAUAGCUAUUGAUCAAAACAUAUUAUUAAUUUUAAGGACUGAUUGGCACAAAGAAUUUAAUACAGUGGAAUUUGCAGGCUGAAGCUGAAGUGUAAGGCUUUGUUUGUUUUGCUGAGAAGAUGGGAGUAGUUACAGUUGCUGAACUGAAGACAAACAUAUCUGUGAAGAGGUCUAGAGCCCAUCUUACUGAAUGGCCAAUAUCUGAUGUUUCUAGUGAUCUUACAAUAGAUGUAGGAGCUGCUAGUUUUGCCCUUCACAAGUUCCCUUUAGUAUCUCGAAGUGGAAGGAUAAGAAAGCUGCUGCUUGAGGCAAAAGAUUCAAAGAUGUCAAGACUGAAUCUUCCUGGUCUUCCAGGUGGAUCUGAAGCAUUUGAACUCGCUGCGAAGUUCUGUUAUGGAGCGAACAUUGAGAUUACCAUAUCAAAUGUUGCAAUGCUAAGAUGUGCAGCCAGUUUCCUGGAAAUGACAGAAGACAUCUCCGAUAAAAACCUGGAAAUACGAACCGAAGUUUUCUUAAAGGACACAGUAUUCCCAAACAUAUCCAACUCAGUGUCUGUUCUUCACAGCUGUGAGAAACUACUACCAAUAUCAGAAGAAGUCAAACUCACAAGUAGGUUAAUCAAUGCUAUUGCAAAUAAUGCUUGUAAAGAGCAACUUACAUCUGGUUUUUUGAAAUUGGAGCAUAAUUUCCCAUUCAAACCUAUUAAAAGCCUUGAUAUAGAGACAGCGUCGGACUGGUGGGGCAAAUCACUAAUUGUGCUGAACCUGGAAUUGUUUCAGAGGGUUUUAUCUGCAUUUAAAAUGAAAGGUCUUAAACAAGAUAUUAUAAGUAGAAUCUUGAUUAACUAUGCCCAAAAUUCUCUUCAGGGACUCAUUGUUAAGGAUCCUCGUUUGGUUAAAGGAAGUUUCUUGGAUUUGGAUCUACAAAAGAAACAAAGGGUCACCGUUGAAACAAUAGUUAGCUUGCUACCAACACCGUCGAGGAGAAGUACAGUCCCAAUAGCCUUUCUUUCGAGCUUGUUAAAAUCUGCAAUAGUAGCAUCAGCAUCUACUUCUUGUAGAUCUGAUCUAGAAAGGCGCAUUGGUCUACAACUACAUCAAGCGGUUCUUGAGGAUAUUCUCAUACCUGGAAAUGGGAAUGGAAACAACCAUAGCCCUUUGUAUGACACUGAUUCAAUCUUAAGGAUAUUUUCCAUUUUCUUAAAUUUGGAUGAGGAUGAUGUAGAAGAUAACCAACUAAGAGAUGAAUGCGGAAUGGUUUUUGACUUUGACAGCCCUGGAUCUCCCAAGCAAAGCUCAAUUCUUAAGGUUUCAAAAUUACUGGACAAUUAUCUCACAGAAGUUGCACUAGAUUCAAAUCUAACACCAUUAAAGUUUACAGCACUGGCGGAGUUACUUCCAGACCAUGCCCGUUUAGUUGAUGAUGGACUGUAUCGAGCUGUAGAUAUUUUCCUCAAGGUUCAUCCGAACAUAAAGGACUCAGAACGGUAUAAACUCUGCAAAACUAUUGAUUGCCAGAAACUAUCACAAGAAGGCUGCAGUCAUGCUGCACAAAACGAGCGGUUACCUGUACAAAUGGCAGUUCAAGUGCUGUAUUUUGAACAAAUCAGACUGAGAAAUGCAAUGAAUGGGGGACAAAACCAGUUAUUCUUUGGGUCAAUGAACAGUCAGUUUCCUCAUCGUUCAGGCAGUGGAGUAGGAAGCGGAUGCAUUUCUCCGAGAGAUAAUUAUGCAUCAGUGAGGAGAGAAAAUAGAGAAUUGAAGCUUGAGGUAACAAGAAUGAGAAUGAGGCUUACAGAUUUAGAAAAAGAUCAUGUGUCUAUGAAACAGGAGCUAGUAAAACCACAUCCUGCCAAUAAGUUAUUCAAGUCAUUUACCAAGAAAUUGAGUAAGCUCAAUGCAAUAUUCCAAAUAAAGGAUUCAAAGACAGUAGUGGGAAAAGCAAAUUCAGAAAGUCGGUUUCCUUUUCAGAGGAGAAGACAUCAUUCAGUUUCUUGAUGCUGUAUUGAACGUGUGAAUAAGAGUGUAUAGCCCUUUUCUUUCUUCUUCUUUUGGCAUUGUGAUGUUUUGCGAUCAUUGACUAUAUAAUUCCUAGUUUAAUCUCUGUGUUGAGUUAA
This is a messenger RNA of Nicotiana tabacum (common tobacco), 2264 nucleotides long. The record is from RefSeq and is a predicted model, not a curated record. Lineage: Eukaryota; Viridiplantae; Streptophyta; Magnoliopsida; Solanales; Solanaceae.